AUGUUACAAACGUACUCUUAUCUUGAAGUAGGAGGACAAUUAUGUCACCCGCAUUAUUGCAAAGUAUUAGAAUCGAUAGAGCUUAAUAAUAAUAGUAUCAAACCUAAUGAUAAUACAGGCAAUACUAUAUCGUCAGCAUUAUUAAGAGUAUGCAAUUUAGAAUUGGAUUUGUUAAGAUUUAAACGUAUGAUUGAAGAUGCUAAUUCUCAACUCAAAGACUUUUUUAAUUAUAUGAUAAAUUUGGUCAUUCCUAAAGAACGUUCUGCAUACAAUAUAAAUGAACGAGAUGUGUUUCAUAUUUAUAACAUAAAUGAUUACCAUGCAAUUCAUGAAAUUCGCAGACUAGAUACAGUUUCAACUUCAGCAGUGAAAUAUUUUGUUACAUACGUAGCAAAACCUGUCACAGGUUUUCAAUUUGUACCACUUACUUUUAAUGGCAAAUCAAUUCAUAAUCUAUCUAAUGUAGAAUCAUGA
Messenger RNA from Funneliformis caledonium, 474 nucleotides. Lineage: Eukaryota; Fungi; Glomeromycota; Glomeromycetes; Glomerales; Glomeraceae. The record is from the annotation of a GenBank genome assembly.